Molecule: messenger RNA, 1890 nt
Organism: Penicillium macrosclerotiorum
Lineage: Eukaryota; Fungi; Ascomycota; Eurotiomycetes; Eurotiales; Aspergillaceae
Exons: 6
Coding region: 1-1890 (629 amino acids)
Cellular component (GO): lipid droplet
Source: RefSeq, a predicted model, not a curated record
AUGGCCUCCGACACUCCUAGGACGCCUUCGGCCAUUGAUAUCUCGCGUUCCUCGAUGGAAUCGCCGCCGGGCAUCGCCGCCCUGUUCGUUAUCCGCUUCGACAUCAGGGCCGGAUAUGUCAUUUCAUGGAAGGAGACUGCCCCAGGAGUUGAGGUCGAAGGGGUUGUGGAAUAUAAGUCACUUCCGUCGGGACUACAUAACGUGACUGAAGACUUGGUCUACUUCGUCCAUGAACAGCAUGCCGGCAUCAGCGCAUUCCUCAGCCAGCCCGCCGAGGAAGCGGAGAGAAAUGCGAAGAUGUUUGCAAUCGGAAUUUUAGUUCCUCUCAGCUCUGGGAGACUCGGGAAGAGUUGGAGACAUGCCCCAAGGCUGAAGGAGUUGACACAGGAGUAUGCGGCCGAUAUGUCGAAUACCCAGAUAUUAUCCGAUUAUUGGGACUCUUUUCGUAUCGGAGGUGCUGAUUCGGCAGUGCCCGAUUCUCCGAUUGAGUCUUCCAUAAGCUUGCGAUUUCGAGCGGGCGACAGACCAGACGCACAUCGAAAUCGAGCUUUCAGCGAUGCAUUGCUACUGGAGGCGUCCCGGCCGGCCCUGACACCCUUCCACCCCGCAUCAUCGCUUCCAGAUUUUCUGGAGACCUUCGGACCCUUGGUGUUCCCGCUGUACAGAGCAGCGCUGCUACGGAAGCGGAUUCUUUUUAUGACUGAAGCGCCGGUGCAUGAACCAUGCAAUUAUGUCUAUGAUCUGGCGUUGCUAGCUUCUCUUCCAAACUCUCUCAUACAAGUACUCCCGUUCAACCAUACCCCGCCUCUUCGACCUCGUCCCUUGUUCAACAUCGGCAUUCACGAUAUCCCCGAACUUGCAUCUUUUGACGCCACCCGAUCGACCAUAGAUUAUGAAAAAGAUCCAAGCUGGAUUGCCUGUUCAACCGAUAGCGUGUUGAGCAUGAAACCCGAGCUUUACGAUGCACUCAUCACCCUCCCCUCGCCGUACACAAAGCAUGCCAAUGAACGUGUCUUCCCCAAGAUCAAUCUCAUGGAUCACUCAACAACGAAGCAUAAUCCUAAGCAAACAGUGCAGUUGAAGGCAACGCAGCGCGAUGCUCGUCGAUAUGCGAUGCUUCGAAGGUGUCUUCGGCAAUUCUGUAGCGACCGAUCGGCAUCCCAGGACACAGAGGACGAGUCCGAUGUUGACUCGACAUACUCAUCAAGCCCGAUUGUUGAGUCUCUCUCCUGGACUCGCCUUGCAUAUACCUCAUUUAUCUGGUGGGCAUCCGCGGGCGAAAACCGGGACGGUCUCUCCGAAGAAGAGGAAGAGCAGCAAAUUGAACAGGACGCCCGACUUCUUGCCAGCGUGGAGAGUCUUGCGUACCCCUGCCCCAACUCUGCUGGCCGUCGCACCGUGCAUUCUGAGGAUCACGGCCAGGAGCCCCCGGAAGUCGCGCUGGUAGCUUACUUCCGUCGCCUCACCACUCAAAUCUUUCUCACCUUAGCCGGUGCCAUUGCUCGGCACGAUUCUGAUGGGCGAGGUGAGAAUGGGCCCGAUGAUCCCUAUUUCGACACCCCAUAUCUCGAUCAACCCGUGAACGAUGAUAAUGAUAUGUCCUUUUCCUUGUCACGAGAAUCCAUCAGUGGCGACGAUGGCAAUGCCCCUCUUCUACGGCAACGAUCGCAUGCCAAUCAUUCCUCCAGCCAUAACUCUCAAUCAGCACAGCCACCGCCGAAUGCAUAUGAUAAGAUUACCAUCACCAUCGCCGACAUGGCUGAAAUGGGUCUCGAUGUCUGGAGUGUCACGGACCGCAUUUUUGUUGAGGAGCUGGUUUCCCUUUGGUGGGGUCGCCCUGCACACGUGGAUAGUGCACGUAUCCGAUGCUGCGGCAUUUCGAUCUUAUAG